Messenger RNA from Pelobates cultripes (western spadefoot toad), 18680 nucleotides. Lineage: Eukaryota; Metazoa; Chordata; Amphibia; Anura; Pelobatidae. The record is from the annotation of a GenBank genome assembly.
CCUACACAGAGAUGUGUUUAGGAUUCCAAAGCUGCCAGCAGAUCAGUAACCAGUCAGACUAAUUGCUGAAAGCACAAGUCAUCUUGGUCUCCAAACCAUGUCGCUCUUUAUUUUAACCUUCCAGCUGAUCCUAUACCUUCUCGCAUUUCCUAUUUAUGUACUUAACUUUAUAGGAAUUUGGGAUAAAAUCAUUAAGAAAUUAUUCCCUGCUCUUCUAUUCAGAUUAACUGAAAUGUAUAAUAAAUCUAUGGAGGGAAUUAAAAGGGAUCUCUUCAGCAACCUUUCUUACUUUGAAAAUGCUUCGAAGGAGAUCAAUCUGCUAGAAAUCGGCUGCGGCACAGGGGCCAACUUCAAAUUCUACCCAAAUGGCUGCAAAAUAACCUGCCUCGACCUGAACCCAAAUUUCCAAUCAUAUUUGAGCAAAAGCCAAACAGAAAGUGACCAUCUGAAGUUUGAAGGUUUUGUGGUGGCUUCUGCAGACAACAUGACCCCAGUGCCCGAUGCCUCUAUGGAUGUGGUGGUCUGCACCCUGUUAGUGUGUUCAGUACCAAACACCCCAAAGGUGCUGGACGAGGUGUGGAGAGUUCUCAAGCCUGUAAGUUGUACAUUAUUUGUUGUAACUGUGGCUAUAUCUGUGCUUGGUGCUGUUGAAAGGCUGAUGGCCUCUUUCAUCUGCAAACUAAAAAUUGUAGCUCUGAUCCUUCCCAGUAGUUUGUUGUAUAAUUCUUCUCUCACCACCAAUACUUCCAAUUGGUAUCCUUUUGAGAGAAAUCCACUCUGUGUUGUGUAUUAAUAGUGAAUGUAAUAUCUCUGUGUCACCUAUUCCAAGAACUAACAUAUAUCUUUAUCCCCUCAUCCAGAUAUAUAUAUAUAUAUAUAUAUAUAUAUAUAUAUAUAUGACUAGCACUAUUAAGGUAUUCUACACGAUAUUACAAAUAAACAGCCAACACCAUAGUUCUUACCAGAGAGAAAUCUUUACUUAGAAUCUGUCCAGUUAAAUAUUACAGAAGAAGAAUGUUACAAAGUUAUAGUAUUACAGAGUUACAAUACCUUUUAUAACACUCACACAUUCCACCUAUCUGAUGAUAUCUGCUACAUUGUGUAUGUGCUGUCAGAUGUUAUGUGCAGAGUGUGUGUGUGUGUGUGUGUGUGUGUGUGUGUGUGUGUGUGUGUCUUACCAACCUAGUCUAAUGUGAUGUGAGUAUCUUCUAUUUUUAAAGGAAUUGGUUCCCAUGUUGUAAAUAGCAAAUUCCUCAGCUCAAUUGAUAUGUAAAUGUGACUUAUUUUCCCAAGGCCCAAAGUGUUGUCUAUCCUGUUAUUUUAUUUAAGUGUAAACUCUCCCAGCCAUUCCUUUGCCUCUAACCUAAGGUGUGUUUUCUUAGAUAGAGACUCCUUUGAAGACCAGUUGAUAUGUAAAUGUGAUUGGUGCCUUUCAGGUGCUGUAUCUUUCCAACUAUCUAAACAGAAACUUCCUUAGAAGAUAAUUCCCAAUCUCCGAUACACACAGACUUAAUCAAGCACAUAUUAAUCAUAUAUAUAUAUAUAUAUAUAUAUAUUCAUAAUAUGUUCCCCAAAAUAGUUGACUGCCAUAUCUCUGUAAUCAAAUAUAAACACACAAAACGAAGACCAGUACUUAAACUCCCACUACUCUUGGGCAGUGGCGGAUCCAGAGCCUGAUCUCGAGAGGGGCACUUGUAGAUUAUUUAAAGAAAUAAUCCAGGCACUAUAACCACUACAGCUCAGUGUAGUUGUUAUGGUGCCCCGUAGUGCCAGGAUUCCAUCCUAGAGUAAGUAGUCAAACCGUUUCACCCCUUAAGGACCAAACUUCUGGAAUAAAAGGGAAUCAUGACAUGUCACACGUCAUGUGUCCUUAAGGGGUUAAUAACAGUUUUACAACUUACCUGGGGUCUGCUGGGAUAUAGGGCAUAGGAGCAGUGGUAUUGGUGUUAGGGGUGAAGUGUGUGUGAAAGGUGCAGUGUGUGUCUGUGUGAGGGUGGCAGUGUGUGUGUUAGAGGGCAGUGUAUGUGAGGGCAGUGUGUGUGUGUGUGUGUCUAUGGGGGGCAGUGUCUGUAGUGUGUGUAUGGGGGGGGCAAUUGCCCCGUUGCCCCCCCCCCCCAGAUCUGCCACUGCUCUUGGGCAGCAGCAAUGGCUAUAGUAUUAUUCAUUAACCCAAAUACAUAGUACAAAAAGUUACCUGCACCCUAUCCCAAUGCCCAUUUAAAUAGUAGGAGAUUAAAAUGCAAGUUCACCUGCCCCGUACUGUGGUGUAAUAACAGAUAAAAUUUGUAUUUCAAGAACUUUUUUAGCUUUGUAUGUUAUUUGCUUAGUUGCACACUGUCCAUUUAACAUGAACGCUGUAAAUCAGGGGUAGUCAACCUUUUUCUAUCUACCGCCCACUAAUGCAUCUUUCUUGAUAGAAACAUUUCCUUACCGCCCACCAGUUUUCGCGCAAGUGCUGAAUAAUUUUUAGAAUAAGGAUGUUUUUUUUUUUUUUUUAAAUGUACGUACAUCUUUUUAUUUCAACUUUAUGCAUGUUUACAAUGUUUUUAACUUUAUAAAGAAAACAAAGUAAAUUGAAAUUACCUUUAACUAGUGAUUAAUGAGAUCCUCGAGGCUUAUACUGCGAGACUAAAUAUUUGAUAUCCGGUUUGAUUUUCGUAAGGAACAAACAGAGGUCUCCUCUUAUGCUGAUAUUUAGACGAUUUAUCUGUUUGCUCAUAAUAUGAUUUCUCAUCUGUGCAUCAGCUACCCUCUGCUCCCUCCCCACUUUUUUUUCCCUUUUUUAUAUUUUUUUUACCUUCCUUAUAGCAAUGCCCAGCAGGAAGGCUGAGCUAGGUAGCCCACUUAUUAUUAUUAUUAUUAUUAUUAUUAUUAGCCAAGAACAAUUCUCUCCUAUUCCUUUUUAUAUUUUUUAUUUUCCUUCUUUCUCCUAUUUUACAAAUGCUCUACUCCUUCUUUCUCCUUUUUACAAGUACUCUGCUCCUUCUAUCUCCUAUUCUACAAAUACUCUGCUCCUUCUAUCUCCUAUUCUACAAAUACUCUGCUCCUUCUAUCUCCUAUUCUACAAAUACUCUGCUCCUUCUAUCUCCUAUUCUACAAAUACUCUGCUCCUUCUCUCUCCUAUUCUACAAGUGCUCUGCUCCUUCUCUCUCCUAUUUUCAAAGUACUCCACUCCCUGCUAUCGUGUAUCCCCCUACCUACUCCAACUCCUCUCCUUCCCCUACCCGUGUGUUACACUCGUUCACGAGCACACGCAUUCGAACGUGCAUACGCCUGUGCGAUAUGGGCGCACAUGCGCAUUCAGGCACACACGCUCGCGCUUUCAUGCACUCCCAUCUGCAACCUCGCACUUCCUGCUUACCACUGAGUGCACGAGAGAUGAAUAAAGUGUUCAUCUCUCUAGAUGGAGAGAGGAUUCUGCUACCACCCACCUGGAAUCCCAAAACGCCCACUGGUGGGCGGUAGGGACCAGGUUGGCAACCCAUGUUGUAAAUGGAUAAAAGAUAGGUAGGAACAGUAUUUUAGUAUAUUUGUUACCAGGAAGCAAUAGAGGAGAUAAAUAUUUGUUUACAAGCUGUCAAUAUCUUUUUGGUCAAGAGGCUGCCAUCAGUUAUGUUACUAGGAGUGUUAUAGAAUGUGGAACUGCAUCUAUUCUGCCCCUAUGACACCAGCUUUCACUUGAGCGAUACACUCAUCUGAUGGGUCAGAUAUUGAUAGGUAUCUGCAUCUCCCCAGCAGGAGAAUACAAGCUGCAUGGAAUGUUAUAAAGACAAGGAGUUAAGGAAUCAUUUUUGUAUUUUCUUUAUUAUCCAUCUUACUUGCAGAAAGCAAUAAUUUCACUUUGAGACUGUAAUCGGUUAAAUUGUAAAUGUCUCUAGUAUUUAAGACUUAUAUAACACUCCAUAGUAAGGCCCUUAGAUGAAGAUAAAGUCUGUGUGGGGUUCUCAUGGCUACUUGGGAACCAGGUGACCGAGGUAGGGCAGCAUUUUUCCACUCUACCUGUAGUGAAUUGGGCCCAGUGGACUUUUCGCCCUAAAUAGGGUUAAAAAUGCCAUCCCUUUUUGAUAUUGCUGCUUAAAUCAGCCACCAAUAUGGUACUAGCAUUUUCUGGCCUACAUGCUGCAUUCUAUAUACGGUUUCUCUGAGGCCCAGAAAGGUAGGGUGGUGUUGAGGGAAGGCAAGAAAGAGGAACAGCGGAAAAAAGACAGGGAGAGAUUUGGGAAGACAGAUAGGGAAAGCUUGAGGUAGAGAAGAAGACCAUGAGAGCUAUCCUUUUCAUAGCAUUAACAUAUUAAACAAAUUGACCACAGAAUUUACAUAUUACCUAAAUUGCCCACAUGCAUUGCUCACACUGCCUUUUAAUUAUUUAUUUAGUUAUUUAUAAAAUAUAUAUACCAGGAAAGAUACAUUGAGAUUUUCUCAUUUUCGUCCCGGGUCCACAAAACAUUGCUUUGAUACAAUAGGGUACAAUAAAAUACAAAAACAAUAUUAAUACACAAUAAAUACAAAACUUUAACAUAGAACAGGUAGGAAAUAUAUAAUCAACCAUGACAGGUGAACUCUGUUUUGAGGUAUGUAGAGAGGGAUCUCUUAAAGGACUUUAGGCUUGGGGUAGAUUUGAAAGUGUACGGGAAGUCGUUCCAUAAUUGCGGUGCUCUGUAGGAAAAGGAGGAUCGGCCACUUUCCUUUUUGUAUUGAGGUAGACUAAAUAAAGUGCUGGUACUGGAUAGUGAUGUCGCGAACACGAAAUUUUCUGUUCGUGAACAGCGAACGCGAACUUCCGCAAAUGUUCGCAAACCGGGCGAACCGCCAUAGACUUCAAUGGGCAGGCGCAUUUUAAAACACACAGGGACUCUUUCUGGCCACAAUAGUGAUGGAAAAGUUGUUUCAAGGGGACUAACACCUGGACUGUGGCAUGCCGGAGGGGGAUCCAUGGCAAAACUCCCAUAGAAAAUUACACAGUUGAUGCAGAGUCUGGUCUUAAUCCAUAAAGGGCAUAAAUCACCUAACAUUCCUAAAUCACAAUGGAUAUGGAUUGACACCUGACAUAUGACAUAUUGACACCUUGACAUAUGGAUUCACACCUGUCCUCAGAGACCCUGAUACACACUGACACAGAGUAGAAUAGGGACUGUUCCCCCUACAUAGGGUCACUUGGCAGGUAUGGAUUGACACCUAUCCUCAGGAUCCCUGAUACACAGAGCAGAAUAGGGACUGUUCCCCCUACAUAGGGUCACUUGGCAGAUAUGGAUUGACACCUGUCCUCAGAGACCAUGAUACACACUGACACAGAGCAGAAUAGAGACUGUUCCCCCUACAUAGGGUCACUUGGCAGAUAUGGAUUGACACCUGUCCUAGGGAUCCCUGAUACACACUGACACAGAGCAGAAUAGGGACUGUUCCUCCUACAUAGGGUCACUUGGCAGAUAUGGAUUGACACCUGUCCUCAGAGACCAUGAUACACACUGACACAGAGCAGAAUAGAGACUGUUCCCCCUACAUAGGGUCACUUGGCAGAUAUGGAUUGACACCUGUCCUCAGGAUCCCUGAUACACACUGACACAGAGCAGAAUAGGGACUGUUCCUCCUACAUAGGGUCACUUGGCAGAUAUGGAUUGACACCUGUCCUAAGGAUCCCUGAUACACACUGACACAGAGCAGAAUAGGGAAUAUUCACUAAAUGCCAAACAUUGUUAUACAGGGGAAUAUUCAGUAAAUAAGGAUAAGGGGGGACCUACUGUCCUCCCCCCCGGCCCCCACCCCUGCACGGUGGGUGGGGGCCAUAAAUCUCAAUGGGGGGGGACCUACUGUCCUCCCGCCCGCCCCCACCCGUGAGCGGUGGGUGGGGGCCAUAAAAAUAAUGAGGGGGGGACCUACUGUAUGAUGUUGUAUCGAUCAGGUAGUGUAAGGGUUACGCCCACUUCACAGUGACAGACCAAACUCCCUGUUUAACGCACCGCAAACAACCGCAAACAGUCCAUUUGCACAACCGCAAACUCCCCAUUUGCACAAGGUUGGAUACCAAGCUAGCCAUGUCCCGUUCCUUGUCCUCACUGAUGUCAUUGAAGGUCUCUUCCUCCACCCAGCCACGUACAACACCAAGGGUCCCCGAAAGGUGACAACAAGCCCCCUGGGACGCCUGCUGUGUUUGGUCUUCCACCACCUCAAAGCCACCUUCCUCGUCUGACUCCUCUUCUUCAGACUCCUCUCUCUGCGUUGCCUCUCUCUGCGUUAUUAUAAGGUGUGUUAAGUAGUAUUAUUCCUAUCAGUUUAAUCCCUGUUACGUCCCCUAUCAGGGGACGUGUAUAUGGUAUCGAUUUUAGGAACUGGGAGAUGGAAAAAGAUGCUUGGCCGGUCCUCCUACUUCAAAUUUGGGGCACUGCGCAUGCAAUCUAAUGUGCCACCAGAUAGGAGUGGUGUGUUAAGUAGUACUGUUCUUAUCAGUUUAAUCCCUGUUACGUCCCCUAUCCGUUGAUGUGGAGCAAGACGCAGCAGCAGAAGAGGACUCAGCCGAGGAGGUUAUGGAAGAGGAUGGAGUAGGAUCAGUAGAGGAGGUGGCAGCAGGCCUGCCUGCAAGUCGUGGCGGUGUCACCAACUCCUCUGCUGAGCCACGCAUUCCAUGCUUGGCAGCCGUCAGCAGGUUUACCCAAUGCGCAGUAUAGGGGUGGCCUGCCUCUGCCUGUCAUUUUUUUUUGAUUAGUGGUACUAUGCGUGCAAGCUACUGUGACAACAGAUAUGAGUGGCACUGUGAACUGGCAGAGGUUGGCAGAGUACACGCUGUAGGCCUGACACACCCGCUUGAAGACAACUAACUGCUAUUCAAUCUAUAACAGUGAAAAAAGUUUUUUGGUUUUUAAAUGCAAGCUAUUGUGACACCAGUGAGUGAGUGGUGGCACUGGGCAAGUGGGCACAGUAUACGCUGCGAGCCUGACACACAGACGUCUGCAGACAACUAACUGCUCAGAUAGUUAGAUUGUUGGUAAUACUGACAUAGUUGCUUAUGGACGCAUUUUUCUAAGAUUUUUGACAAUACUGGGAGCAAUGAUAUUGGGCGAUAGUUCGAAACCAAAGUAGUGUCUCCACUUUUAUGGAUAGGCACUACUCUCACAGUCUUCCAAAGUUUGGGCAUGUAUCCAGACACCAAGGAUUCAUUAAUUAGGGUUAUGACAUGUUUAGCAAUUGCCAGCACACUGAGCUUCAACAGCAUUUGAACAGGUCCAGACUGUUUUUUUUUCAUUUUUACUUUAUUAAGGUGUUUCUUAAUGACCCUAAAAGGUACAGGUCUAAAACUAAACAUUUCUAUAUUGGGUCUUUGCAAAUUUAUUGGGGCCUGAUACACAUUUGUAGUUUCAGAAUGUGUGUCAUUUAUUAGCUUGGCAAUCAGGGUGGUGGAGCAUCCGACAAAAUAAUUGUUCAAAGCAUCUGCUAUAUCUAAGUGAAGUUGCUGGGUUUGGUUAUCCACUUUGACAGUGGAGGGUUGGGAGUGGAUUGGGGGAGUUUGUAGUUUAUUUAUGACUUUCAAAAAGUUUCUAGGGUUUGAUAUGUUAUUGUUCAGAUUUUGUUUGUUUUGUGCAUAUAUUUCGCCAUUGUCUAUAUGCACAGUGAUCGUUCAUAGAGCCAGUACCCUUGAACUUUGACCACAAUGAAUCCUGAAACUGGUACAUUUGGAUGAGGUCAGCUGUGAUCCAAUUCAUAUGUACCCUUUUUACUCUUAUCUUACGCAGCAGGGCAUGCAAAUUCCAAACUUGUAGGAGUUCAGACUGAAAUAAUUCAACUGCACAGUCUAGAUAUGGGAUAAGGUUUAAAGGACCACUAUAGUGCCAGGAAAACAUACUCGUUUUCCUGGCACUAUAGUGCCCUGAGGGUGCCCCCACCCUCAGGGUCCCCCUCCCACCCGGCUCUGGAAGGGGGAAAGGGGUUCAAUCUUACCUUUUUCCAGCGCUGGGCGGGGAGCUCUCCUCCUUCUCUCCUCCUCCGUUCCGCCCCGUUGGCUGAAUGAGCACACGCGGCAAGAGCUGCGCGCGCGUUCAGCGGGUCGCAUAGGAAAGCAUUUACAAUGCUUUCCUAUGGAUGCUGGCAUGCUCUCACUGUGAAAAUCACAGUGAGAAGCACGCAAGCGCCUCUAGUGGCUGUCAAUGAGACAGCCACUAGAGGAUUAGGGGGAAGGCUUAACCCAUUCUUAAACAUAGCAGUUUCUGUGAAACUGCUAUGUUUAUUAAAAAAUGGGUUAACCCUAGCUGGACCUGGCACCCAGACCACUUCAUUAAGCUGAAGUGGUCUGGGUGCCUAGAGUGGUCCUUUAAUCUGUGACAUGGGAGGUUUGUGAUGUCAUUUAGAAAGGAUUCGAAAUAAAAAAAAAAUUAAGGUUCUGGUGAUUUUAACCUUGGUUUAGUAUUUUUAUUUUGCACACACAGUACACUAAGCAUUGGUCACUGAAACUGUUAGGGAGAACACCUGCCUCCUGGAUUUUAUCAGGAGAAGUGGAGAAAAUCCAAUCGAGCAAGUUAAUGUUUAUGCAAGUUGGGGAGGAUAUUCAUUGUUUUAGCUGCAAAUUCUUAAACGGUGAGCAAGAACUAUUUUAAGGAUUCAGCCAGUUCAUUUUAAAAUCUCCAAAGAUCAACAGUUUACGUUUUGAGCUAUGGAUUCACUAAGGAGAUGGGCUAUGUCAGAAAGGGAAUGCACUGGGGAGCUAGGUGGGCGAUAUAUUCCUGCAACAAUGAUUGAUUUACUACAUGGGAUCUCAAUUGGGCCAGAAAGGAAAUCAAAGAUGGCAGGAGAGCUAAAGUUUUGUAAGGGGGUAAACUUUAUGGAAUUAUAAACAUACAUUAUAAUGCCAUCUCCUCUUUUUUGCUCUGUCAUUUCUAUGGCAUGAAUACCAAUGUAUUGCAAUGGCAGAGUCAGGUGUAUGUAUGCGGUUAGCCACGAUUCAGAGAGCACAAUGAUUUGGGGCUUGUAAUGUGAACACCAUACUUGCAGUGCCUCAAUUCUUGGUAGUAAGCUGCGGAUAUUACAGUGCAGAAAGGAGAAUCUUUUAGCUGGAAGGCUAGGAAUGGAAUCUGCUGGGCAGGUUAGACUCUACCUCAUUUGCAAGGGCAAGUAAUAGGAAUUUGGACAUAAUCUUACUUUGGUAGUAAUGCAAUUGUAGGGAGCAGCAAGCUUAUUCUUGUUGUAACUAUUGCUUCCAUUUUUUUUAAAUCAAAUAGAUUGUUGUUUUUGUGUGUGUGUGUGCGUGUGUGUGGGGCUGCAGAAGGGGGAGCAGAGGUUUUCUAGCUGGGAGUUUGGGCAAGGGGUUUUGUAGAAGGGGGUAGGGGUUUUGGUUUAGGGAGGAGCAGAAGUUUUAUAGAAGGGGUUAGAGGUUUUGUAAAAAAGGGGAUAGGGGUUUUUGGUGUAGAGGAGAGGUUUUGUAGAAGAGGGGGCAGGCAUUUCUGGUGAAGUGGCAGGGGAAAAGAUUUUGUGGAGGGGGGGAUGGGUUUUGUUGAAGGGGGAGCAGGGGGUUUGUAAAGGGGGCAGGUGUUUAGUAUAAGGGGAGCAGGGGUUUGUAGAGGGGCAGGAGUUUAGUAUAAGGGGAGCAGGGGCUUGUAGAGGGGCAGGAGUUUAGUAUAAGAGAGCAGGGGUUUGUAGGGAGGCAGGGUUUAGUAUAAGGUGGGCAGGGGUUUAGUAUAAGGUGGGCAGGGGUUUAGUAUAAGGUGGGCAGGGGUUUGUAGGGGGGCAGGGUUUAGUAUAAGGGGGGCAGGGUUUAGUAUAAGGGGGGCAGGGGUUUUAGUAUAAGGGGGCAGGGGUUUAGUAUAGGGGGGGCAGGGUUUACAGUAUAAGGGGGCAGGGUUUAGUAUAGGGGGCAGGGUUAAGUACUAGGGGGCAGGGAGGGCUUAGUAUAGGGGCAGGGGCUUGUAGUAUAAGGGGAGCAGGGAGCUUAGUAUAAGGGGCAGGGUUCAGUAUAGGAGCAGGGGUUUGUAGAGGGGCAGGGGUUUGUAGAAGGGCAGGGGCUUAGUAUAAGGGGGGCAGGGGCUUAGUAUAAGGGGAGCAGGGGCUUAGUAUAAGGGGAGCAGGGGUUUGUAGGGGAGCAGGGGCUUGAAGGGGAGCAGGGGUUUGUAGGGGAGCAGGAGUUUAGUAUAAGGUGAGCAGGGGUUUAUAGAGGGGCAGGGGUUUAGUAUAAGGGGAGCAGGGGCAUAGUAUAAGGGGGGCAGGCGUUUAGUAUAAGGGGAGCAGGGGUUUUGUAGAAGGGGAGCAGGGGUUUAUGUAGAAUGAGUACAGGGCUUUUGUAGAGGGUGGCAGUGGUUUUGGUGGAGGGGGAAGUUUUUUAUUGAUAUUAUGUGUACAUUGCUGUAUAGUUGAUAGAUAUAUAUAUAUAUAUAUAUAUAUAUAUAAUGAUAGCAUGUGUUUUUGUUAAAGGGGGAGAAAAAACUUUGUAGAAGAAGGGGCAGGGUUUUUGUAGAAAGGGGGGCAGGGGUUUUGUGGAAGGGUUUUGUAGUAGUUGGAACAGGGCUAUUGUAGAAGGGGCAGGGGUUUUGCUGAAGGGGGGGCGCCAUAUGUUGGGCUCGCACAGGGUGUCUGAUCACCUAAGGCCGGCCCUGCUUAAGAGGGUGGUGGUGGGAACAUGACAGAAGUGUGAAGAGGGUUACAAGGAAUAUUAACACAGACUAAUCUGGAGCCAUCAACAGGAGGGGAGGAGAUGAAAACAAAAAUGUAAAUAGGUUACAAAUAAUCCAUAUAUGUUGAGGAAGUAGUACUUACACUACACAUAUGGCUAGGUACAGAACACAUACAUAAAUGCAGCAAGCACAACAGUUUGUGGAUGAUAAUGUAAAUGUUGAUUAUACUCCCUUGGUAAACUUCUAGGAUUCAGGGCACUUGUUGGAAGUUGGCACUUGAUGGAUAGUGGCACACAGAUGGAAUGUGGCCUGUGCUCCCUUUGCACAAAAUAUGGUGGAGCUUUAUCAAAAUUAAACUAGCUAAUUCUGGGUAAAAGUUCAAAUUUUUUUUUUUUUUUUUUUAAAUCUACUGGUUUCCACAGUGAUUGGUCUUUACAUAGUAAUUUGCCUACUUCAAAUAUCAAGUGAAUGAUAAUUUGCGAACGAGCAUCUGGCCAAAUGCAUUUGGUUUAUCGUUGGUUUUCAUGCUCUGGUAUCUCUGAUAAAUUGGUUUGGAAGCAGGUAUUAGUGAUUUCACAAACUCAUUCGGUCAGACUUUCCUUGUUUUCACCAAAUUUUCUCCAUUUGGACAAAAUCAGGUGUUUAGUAAUAAUCCUGUUAUUCAUAUGCUAUUAUUUUAGAUUGGGGUGGGGGAAUACUGGGUAAUUAAAUAUAAUAAUAAAAUGAAACAUUAUAGCUUUUGGGCCAUGAUUUGGGAUAGGUGAAUCGGUCAACUGCAAUUAAAGGACCACUAUAGUGCCAGGAAAACAUAUAGUGGUCCCCUUCCCGCCUGGCUCUGGAAAGGGGUAAAAACUUACCUUUUUCCAGCGCUGGGCGGGGAGCUCUCUGCCUCCGAUCCUCCUCCGUUCCUCCUCCUGGGCUGAAUGCGCACGCGCGGCAAGAGCUGCGCGCGCAUUCAGCCCCUCGCAUAGGAAACCAUUUACAAUGCUUUCCUACGGACGCUUGCGUGCUCUCACUGUGAAAAUCACAGUGAGAAGCACGCAAGCGCCUCUAGUGGCUGUCAAUGAGACAGCCACUAGAGGAUUAGGGGGAAGGCUUAACCCAUUCAUAAACAUAGUACACACACACACACACACACACACACACGUUUAUAAAAAAAAUGGGUUAACCCUAGAAGGACCAGGCACCCAGACCACUUCAUUAAGCUGAAGUGGUCUGGGGACCUAGAAUGGUCCUUUAAUCGGUGGGAGCAAUAAAAUAUGAACUGGGAGGUAAGAGGAUAUGUUCCUUCUAUUUUGUAAUGGAUGUGGAAAAGGCAUUGUAUGGUCAUUUAUUUUUAGGAAGUACAGUUUUGGCUUGCAGGUUAUGGGCAGUAUUUUGUUCUUGGACCCAAGCAACAGAGUGUCUUGGGCCAACCUCAGUUGAAGGUAGUUUUAACCUGAGAGAGUUGUGUUGAGUGACAGUGGAGUGCUGUAACAGAUAAACCAUAAAUAGAACGUUAAAUGGACACUAUAGGCAUCCAGACCACUUCAGCUCUUUGAAGUGGUCUGGGUGCAGUGUUCCAGGUCACUUAACCCUGCAAAGGUAAUUUAUUGCAGUUUUUAUAAACUGCAAUAAUUACAUUUGAAGGUUAACUCCACCUCUAUCUAAAUGGCUGUCUACCAGACCGCUACUAGAGGGACUUCCGGGUCGUUAGGUGACUUUUGGACGCCUAACUGAAGCUGGACAUACUUACCCUAUGCAUGACAACAUGCAGCGUCACCCACAACCACAUAGGAAAUCAUUAUACAUACUCUCCUUUGGGGGAAAUACUAAUCUGAGUGCAUCCAUUGGAGGAGCGGAGGAGAAGUCUGAAUGAGUACCGAGAAACAUCAGCGCUGGACUCAGUUAAUUGACAAAAGGGUUUUUUACCAUUGGUAGAGGGCGAAUUGAGGGGGGUACUGUAGGGAGCUAUAUUGUCAGGAAACAACUUUGUUUUACUGGCACUAUAGUUUCCCUUUAAACACUGGAUGCAAUGUGGAGGUGUUAUCAGAGCCACACCAGAGGGCAACAACUAUUGCUACUCACAGGUAUGGAUGUAACUGGAUAAUACGCUCCACCAGUGGCGGCUCUAGACUUGGCAAGGCCUUAGGUGAAACUCAUACAUGAGGCCCCCACUAACACCAUUAUUAAAAAGAAUAGCAGUUGACUUUGUGUGUGUGUGUGUGUGUGUAUAAGAAGCUGUAGAUAUAUUGAAGGGGGAGCUUGCAGCACUGAAUAUAAAGAGCUAGUCUCCGUAUGCAUUGUUGCAUUGUCUACCUGUGUGUGUCUGAGGGUGUGUGUCUGGCAGUGAGUAUCCUUUUAUCUGUAUGUAUGUUUCUCUGAGCAUGUGUAUGUUUGUGUACUGCCUGUGGCCUUUGGCACUGAGUUUAUGGUGAAGCUAUGUUUUAUGACGGUGUGUAUAAUGAUUGCCUUCAGGGGGUGGCAGGGUGAGUGUAAAAGAGCAGGAGGGUGCCAGAGUGUAUGGAUGGGGGUGCCAGAGUUUUGAGGGUUGACUGUGUAUGAAGGGAGGUGCCUUUGUGUGCAGAGCGAGUGACAAUGUGUAUAGAGGGGGGUGACAAUGUGUAUCGAGGGAGUGUCAGUGUGUGCAGGGAGAGGUGACUGUGUGAGAAGAGAGGUGACAGAGUGUGUGGGGUAGGUGACAUUAGUGUGAGAGGGAGGGUGACAGUGUGAGGAGGGUGACAGAGUAAGGGGGGGGUGACGGUGUGAGGUUGGGUGCCAGGGUGAGGGGGGGUAACAUAGUAGUGUGUGGGAAGUGACAGGAUGAGGUGACAGAGUAAGGGGGUAACAUAGUCUGGGGGUUCACAGGGUGGGUGACAGAGUAAGAGGGGGUCAUGGAGUUAGAGGGUGGUUGACAGGUUGAGAGGUGGGGUGACAGAGUAAGAGGGGGGACAUAGUGUUAGUGGGGUGACAGGUUGAGGGGGGUGACAUAGUGUAAGUGGGGUGACGGGGGGGUUGAAAUGUACCUUUUUUUUUUUUUUUUUUGACGAUUCCCCGGUGGUCCAGUGGACUUUCUGUGUCCCUGGUGGUCCAGUGGACUCUCCAGUCUGUCCGACCACAUGGUGAAUGUCUUGCGAUCGUCAUUCAGAGCGUUGCCGUGGUAAACCGCGGCAAUGCUCUGAUUGGCUGGAGAUCGUGAGACACUUACAGACAUGCAUACACAUAAACUGACACACACACAUACACACACAAACACCCCCCGACAGACACAUACAUACAUACAGACACACACACCCCCGGGGUAGCACACACCCCCCAAAAUUACAAACACGCACAUACAUAGACACAUAUAUAUACAUACAGACACAUACAGAGACACACACACAUAUACAAAAUGUUUCCUGUUUCCUACCUUUUGCAGGAGGGUGACUUUCCAGCUCUCUCUGAUGUCAUCACAGGACCCCUUGAAUGGCAGCCCCAGUGGUUUGCUCCAUGGGCCAGGGCCGCAAAACAUGGCGGCUCAUACCUGGUCGCAGGGGCCCACAGGAGUGACGGGCCUGGUCGCAGCUGCGACCAUGGUUUGUACGCCAUUGCAUGGUUGUGAGAUUCUUCGAUACCUGAUUUAUGGAGGUAGAUGAAGGUAUGAAAAAAAAUUAAACUAGGCCUAUCAGAUGUAGCACACUUCCCUGAUCCAUUUGCACCCGCUGCUCCUCUCGUUGGACCACGCACUAACGCUACACAUGGCCGCAGGACCCAAACAGGGAAAUAGCAUUACAUUACUUAGCAUUCGGCACCGAGAACCAAUCCUCCUCCUGGUUCUCAUGGGCUGAAUAUAAUACAGCUGUUGCUUCAACUGCUUUUUCUCAGACUCUGCAUGCUUGUAUUUUAUUAGUUUGAAUGUCAUGACGUCACACCCACCCUUUAAGUGACUACUUUAUACAGGUGAUCCCUUUAUAAAUUAUUUUGGAUUCGCAGAGAUGACAUGGACCAAUUAAAACAUGUGUAACCUAUAUAAUACUACUUUGGGCCCUUUUUCAGUUCCCUAGUAUGGUUUUUGCCUUGAUACACGUUGAGUGCUUAGAGUAAGUCACUCUUUAUAUUUUGAAAUUGACCCUGGCUUGUGUUUGACUUUGUGUAUUUCUGGAAUCCUGACCCAGCUUGUUUAUUCAUGUUGUUGUUUAUUCUGGAUUCCAAACAUAACAAGUGACCUUGUUGCAUUCCUUUCUAGUCUGUAAAUGCAAAAUAUUAUUAUUUUUUCCACGAGCUUUUAUACCAAUUUAGUUCUAGCGUGCAGGCACAGCCGUACUUGGCAGCUGCCAAAAUGUUUGAACAGGAUCUUGGCAGCAAACUAAAUAAUAUAAUCUUUUAUUCUCUCUCCUGCCUGGCUUCAGAUAGGAAGGAUAUGGAUAUUAACUCUUCACUUUUUCAUUUGUAAAUAAAAAUCAUUAUAUAUUUCUCUGAUACAAUCUGUGUAUUAAUUUAUUAUCAUCACGAUUUUUGUCAUCAUAAGAUAAUUUAAUUUACUGUAUGAACAUAUUCGAAUGUACAAAAAGGGAUCCAUCCAUGCAUUUUUGAGAGGAAUACUCAUAACACCCGAAGAACCUGAGUUAUUAGUAAAAUACUUUAUUCCUCUUCAGUGUUGAUUUAGCAUCCAUGCCUUGUAGAAAUGAAUGCAAUAUCAGAGAAAGGCCUAGAUUGUCCAUAGUGGGUUCUGCUUAAGUUGCUGGCAUGAGAUUAUACGUAGGUCAUAUCAAGGACUCAAGCAAAUUUGACUUCAAUAAAAAAGGCGAUACUUGGUCUGAACUGGUCUACUUUCAGUGCCAGAGAGGCCAGGGCUGUAUCAUGACAUAAACUUUUUUUCCGUACCUAAUUAUUGUAUCCUCCUUUCGUGUGAGUACGGAAUCUGAUGUUUUUUUGUUUUGAGUGAAAAUUUAGCCCUGGUGAGUCCUGACCUACCAUACUCUGCAUACAAAGUUGGCUUACCUUUAACAGUGCUUUUUAUCUUGAAAGUCAUCUUUCUAGCUGGUAAAACUGUAAUAAUAAUUAUGAAAGUAAUGUUUUGAUACUUAGAGAUGCCAAUUUGAUUUUAAAUGUUUUGUGACGGUCUGUAUAUCUGGGAAAUUUAAUUAAAAUCUUUGGUUGUUGGGACUUGAAAUAAAAAUAAAUAUCCAUAACAUUUGUCCUAUAUUAACAUAUGGGAUGUAACUUUAAAUGUUAUAUUUAACCCCUUAAGGACACAUGACAUGUGUGACAUGUCAUGAUUCCCUUUUAUUACAGAAGUUGAUCCUUAAGGGGUUAAACAGCAAGUGGGACAAAGCUCUCUAAAUAGAGCGAUAACUAUGGAAACCAAUGGAAUGUCUGUAUUGCACCACUUGUUGAACUUUGUCCUUUACUAUGCAUAGUAAACUAUUGUAAUUCUAUUAAUGUAUAUUCUACAGUGUUCUUUUCAUUCUAGGGUGGAGCAUUCUACUUUUUGGAACAUGUAGCAUCCACGGAUGACUCAACCUUGGUUAGCUAUCUUCAGAGAAUCUUGAAUCCCACCUGGAGGUUGUGUCUUGAUGGAUGUGAUUUAAGGAAGACAACUUGGAAAGACCUUGAAAAGGCCAAAUUCUCUGAGCUGAAACUACGUCAUAUACAAGCUCCAAAUGUUAUAAAACCCAUUACUCCUCAUAUUGUUGGAUACGCUAUAAAAUAAACAGUCAUUGUGAAUUAUACACUUGCCAUUCAACACGAAAAUCUCCUUCAAUAAUUGGCAUGUUAGCAGCUAGUUUUAGCUCUGGUAUCAUGUAAUGGCUAAAAAUAUAUAAGUAAACUGCGCUUAAAAUAAAAUACACAACUUAAUUCUCGGAGGGAAAAAACAUAAAAAAACAAACUAAUAAAUAAAACUAUGCCACAAUCAUAUACAUCUAUAUCUCUAUCACAGUCCGAUAAGCAAUGUCUAUGUAAGUAAAGUCAUAGCACAGGGUCCGAUAAAUAGGUAUACCCCUCUCAGUCAGAGAAGUAUAUUAUAUAAAAAAUUUAUGAAAUGUAACUGCCCCAAGGAAACAGAAGACCACCUUUAAAUAAGGAGGUCUUACACAGGAUAGAUUUUCAUCCUUGGGAGUGGAUUAGGUAAAAGUCAGCAACAGGUGCUUUAGCAAGUAAAGUACCACCAAAGACACCCAGGCCACUUCAUCAAAAUUAGGUUGUCUGGAUGCAGUAGCCAUCUAGUUUUAUCCCUUUAAAGUAAAACAUUGCUGUUUUGUAGUUUAUGUUACAGGGUUAAACACACCUCUAGUGGAUGUCUUCCUGAUAAAGAUGACAAAUGAAAGUAAAGUUCAUAAAUAAAAAGGCAAAUAACUAUUUGGUAAACAGUACGUUUAAUCUAACUGCUUGGAGCAGGGCUCGACAAAUCGCCAUGGCAACUAGAAAUUUUGUCCUGGCACCUGGGAUUUUUUCAUGGCAGCCCUUUAGUGAAGGCCACCAGCCCUCACAGGUCAGCGUGGAGGCCAGCCAGGCAACCAUUUGCAGCAGCGUGGGAGCCAGCUGCCACACUGGGGUAGCCUGGGAGGUAGCUCCUCUCUGCUCCCUUGCGCUGUUUAGUGAUGCCGGUAGCCGGAAUAUUACAUCACUCAGCCCCAUUGGAGGCUGGUUGGACAUAAAUUAAAGUAAAAAGUGAGUUUAUGAGAAAUAUGUGUGUUUCUGUUUCUGUGUGUAUCUGUCUGUUUGUCUAUGUGUGUGUGUGUCUGUUUAGGUACCUGCCUCCCUCCAAUCACCUGGGAAAGGUGUUUUUACUCACCCUUUUUCCCACCCCGUGACGGUUUCACCACAGCUUGCCAUGCCUCCAUGGCUGAGGUCAUCUUUCUGAUCUCAGUUAUGUCAAUGCUUUUCUAUUGGAACGCUUUGGGUGGGUAUUGCGCAUGUGCAGCAAAAGGCUGUGCUCCACCAAUCCACAUCUCCUCAUAAAGAUACAUUGAAUCAAUGCAUCUCUAUGGGGAACAUUCACAUCUAGGAAUCACCUCUAGUGGCCGUCUAGAGUUGUCCCAAGCCAGGAUUGUAAACACUGUCUUUUCUCUGAAAAGGUCAUGUUUAUAUUGAAAAGCUUGCAGUGGCAUGCUACAAACACCAGAACUACAUUAAGCUGCAGUGGUUCUGGUGACUAUAGCGUCCCUUUAAGAAUUGCAUUUUUCUCAUUCCAAAUUAAACUUUGUUAGUUUAAAAAAGACUGUCUCCUAACUUUUUUAGCUCGCUCCUAGAUUCCAACCAAAUGUUUCAAGCCCUGGCUUAGAGACCUUUUGAAACAAUGAAUUUUAUAAAACUUUGGAAUAUGACCGUGGCAAAUUGAAUUAAACAUUUUGCAACUGUUGAGAUUUUGGUACAUCUAGCAUAUGUCAUGUGUAAUUGCCAAGCUUUUUAAUUAUUAUUGAGUGUGGGAAUACUUUAAGAAAUUAAUGAAAAUCACAUACGUGACAUCUAUUUAUAUAUUGACCUUGGCAACAGCAGGUUAACAUAAUUGGAAUUCUCCCACUAGAGCAAGUUCCUCAGAGGCAUUGUGAAUUUAAGCAAGUCCCUGAAAAGCAGGACACAUGGAUUCGGCUCAGGUCCCCUCGGCUAGUCAGAGUACAAGCUCUGCUAUAUUUCCUACACUUUGUUUUACUCAUGGUAUGAGGCUCCUGACAUCAAGAACUAAAUUCAUAGCAAAUGGGACAAAAACAUUCACCACAAAGUUUUAGUGGCAAUGUCCCAUUGAAUAAAAUAUAAGAGAACCUGUAAUGUAGAAUGUAAAAAAAAAAUUAUAUAUAAUCUUUCUUUAUUAUGCUAUUUGUUUUGCAUGGUAUCUAGAAGGUAGGGAAUGGAUGUGAAGGUGGGGAUUAGAAUUCUGCCAGGAGCUGAAAGGCAUUUUCUUCAUAUCUGCUUAUACUUAGAUGUCUGUUUCAGAAUUAUUCUCACACAUUUUCAAGAGCACUAGAUUUACUGAGAGACUAAAAAACAACAAAUGGCUUAUGUAUGUACACAUUCAAUGUUCAACGUUCUGGUUGUUUUGUGCCUAAAAUAACUUUCUUGCAUUGAAUUGUUCAACCAAGUGAUUUUAUUUUGCAUUAGAAACUUAGAAUAAAAAUAGUUUUAAGAGUA